This is a messenger RNA of Mus pahari (shrew mouse), 5740 nucleotides long. RefSeq names its product G protein subunit alpha o1 (gene Gnao1). The transcript has 8 exons. Gene Ontology annotation, cellular component: heterotrimeric G-protein complex. The record is from RefSeq and is a predicted model, not a curated record. Gene Ontology annotation, biological process: G protein-coupled dopamine receptor signaling pathway; adenylate cyclase-modulating G protein-coupled receptor signaling pathway. NCBI's taxonomy places the organism in Eukaryota, Metazoa, Chordata, Mammalia, Rodentia, Muridae. The coding region runs from base 758 to 1822 and encodes 354 amino acids. Gene Ontology annotation, molecular function: G protein-coupled serotonin receptor binding; GTP binding; corticotropin-releasing hormone receptor 1 binding.
CCUCCCUGCCCGCCUCUUCUCGCGCUCCCCGCUGGCCGCGGCUCCCUCGCGCUCUCCCCGUCUCCUGUCCGCUCCGCCGAGCGAUGCGAGUUCUGGGCCCCGGCGACGCCGCCUCCCGCUAGAGAGCUGCACACACCCCAAUCCCCGGGCCGGCCCUCUGCCCAGCCCUGCCCCGCGCGCGGGGGUCGGAGAAGGCGCCGCGGACGCACCGACGGCCGAGGAGCGGCGAUGCACAUGCACUAGCGGCACCCCCUAACUCACUCCCUCCACACCCCGCGCCGCCGCCGCCUCCACCUUCUCCGCCUCCGCCUCCUCCUCCUCCGCCUCCGGCAGCCGCGGCAGAAGGACCCACCCUGCCCCCCACCCCACCCUCCGCCGGCUCCGGCUGCGGAUCCAGCCUCGACUCCUAUUUUAUUUAUUUUGGGUCGUGCACUAGCCUCGGUGCCUGCAACCCGCGCCUCCCGGGCCCGCGGGCGCCUCCUCUCUCGGCUCCGGAGCCCCAGACCCCGGCCACCCUCACCUCGACACCCCCAGACCCCAGCCAGCCGCCGCUAAUCUUCGCCGCUGGAAUCUUGAUAGAGGCUGUCCUUUUGGGGGGAUUCUGGUCUUUCGACAAUUUUGUUCCCAGCCAAGGAGAGGAUAUCGUGAUUUUCUCCCCUUUGAGCCCAGGCUCUGCUCUGUGGGGGGGUGGGGGGCGCGCCGACCCGGGGAGUCGUGCCAACCGAGUCGUGCGGGCUGUGGCAGGGAAGGGGCCACCAUGGGAUGUACUCUGAGCGCAGAGGAGAGAGCCGCCCUCGAGCGGAGCAAGGCGAUUGAGAAAAACCUCAAAGAAGAUGGCAUCAGCGCCGCCAAAGACGUGAAAUUACUCCUGCUGGGGGCUGGAGAAUCAGGAAAAAGCACCAUUGUGAAGCAGAUGAAGAUCAUCCAUGAAGAUGGCUUCUCUGGGGAAGACGUGAAGCAGUACAAGCCUGUUGUGUACAGCAACACCAUCCAAUCUCUGGCGGCCAUUGUCCGGGCCAUGGACACUUUGGGCGUGGAGUAUGGUGACAAGGAGAGGAAGGCGGACUCCAAGAUGGUGUGUGACGUGGUGAGUCGUAUGGAAGACACUGAACCGUUCUCUGCAGAACUUCUUUCUGCCAUGAUGCGACUCUGGGGUGACUCAGGGAUCCAGGAGUGCUUCAACCGAUCUCGGGAGUAUCAGCUCAAUGACUCUGCCAAAUACUACCUGGACAGCCUGGAUCGGAUUGGAGCCGCUGACUACCAGCCCACUGAGCAGGACAUCCUCCGAACCAGGGUCAAAACAACCGGCAUCGUAGAAACCCACUUCACCUUCAAGAACCUCCACUUCAGGCUGUUUGAUGUUGGGGGCCAGCGAUCUGAACGCAAGAAGUGGAUCCACUGCUUUGAGGAUGUCACGGCCAUCAUCUUCUGUGUCGCACUCAGCGGCUAUGACCAGGUGCUCCACGAGGACGAAACCACGAACCGCAUGCACGAAUCCCUGAAGCUCUUCGACAGCAUCUGCAACAACAAGUGGUUCACAGACACAUCUAUCAUCCUGUUUCUCAACAAGAAGGACAUAUUUGAGGAGAAGAUCAAGAAGUCCCCACUCACCAUCUGCUUUCCUGAGUACACAGGCCCCAGUGCCUUCCCAGAAGCUGUGGCUCACAUCCAAGGGCAGUAUGAGAGUAAGAAUAAAUCAGCUCACAAGGAGGUCUACAGCCAUGUCACCUGUGCCACGGACACCAACAACAUCCAAUUCGUUUUUGAUGCUGUGACAGAUGUCAUCAUCGCCAAAAACCUACGGGGCUGUGGACUCUACUGAGCCCUGGCCUCCUACCCAGUCUGCAUCUCACUCCUCCCCUGGACCCAGAGCUCUGCCACUGUUCAGAUGCCCUGUUAACUGAAGAAAACCUGGAGGCUGGCCUGGGGGGCAAGAGGAGGCAUCCUUUGAGCAUCCCCACCCUACCCAACUUCAGCCUCGUGACACAUGGGAACAGGGUUGGGCAGAGGUGUGGAGCACCACACGGCACAAGGCCAGAGACCACGGCAUGCCACCUGGGUGCUGCUCACUGGUCAGCUGUGUCUCUUACGCGGAGACCGAGUAGGCAACACUGCCAUCUGAUUCAGAAUGGGCAUGUCCUGUUCUCUGUACCUCCUAUUCAGUGUCCUGGUUUCUCUUCCACCUUUGUGAUAGGGUGGCUGGCGGGAUGGCCCCGUGGCAUGUGCUGCUCGAUUAGGGGAUAGUGGAUGGCAUCUCUCAGCAGUCCUUAGGGUCUAUUUGGUAGAGGGCAGUUCCGUCGACAAAAGCUAACAUGGAAUCAGGCCACUUUGGGGGUGCAAAGACUCAGACUUUGGGGAGGGGUUCUCUCCUCCUUCACUUUGGAUCUUGGCCCCUCUCUGGUCAUCUUCCCUUGCCCUUGGGCUCCCCAGGAUACUGAGCCCUGACUCCCAUGAGGUUGGGAAUAUUCCUUAAGACUGGCUGACUGCAAAGGUGCACCGAUGGAGAAACAUUCCUGUGCUACAGAAUUGGGGGGGGGGGGGGGGAGGGACAGCUGAGGGGGCAGGCAGCUCUCCCAAUAGUCUGAUGACAAGCCCAGAGAAUGCCAUCGCUCCACUCACAUGGGCUCAAGUGUCCUGGGUGGUAGUGACUAGACAGGCCACAGGCUGCAGGUCACAGACAGAGCAGGCAGCAGCCUUGUGACUGCAGGCUACUUAGGCAGAAGCAUAGGGGCCUCGUGAGCCAGGCCCUGAAGCCAGUGCCCUGCUCUACUCCAGCCUUGGUCAGGAAGUGGGAAGCCCUUGGUGUAUUCCUGGUCUCAGGGCAAACAAUGAGCCAACACCCUGAAGGGUGGGCUCAGGAGUGCAAACCAACUCAGACAUGCAGCCAGCCCCCUGGGUGGGUAAACGCCCUAGGAACCUAGGGCUGGCCUUUGCUGCAGAGAUCCCUAAGCAAAACGGUGUGGUGGAGCCUUGGCAACCCUAGCCCCAGCUGCCUUUGGACGGUCAGCAUAUGUCCCUGCCAUUCCUAGACAUCUCCAGUCAGCUGGUACCACAACCAGUGGUUCAGACAGGUUUGAAUGCUCGUGUAUCAGGCUGUACCGAUGCAGAUGUGCCCCCAGGCAUUCGGGAAAGGUCUGCGGGUCUCUGCCAUCCGUCCUUAAGCCCUGUAUUUUCCUGGCCUCCACUCUGAGCCCUGCUCUGUCACAGGCCAGGAGGACCCUGACCCUCUUUCAUAAGACCCCAUGACCUUGCCACCAGCUGCGGCCUUUUUGGUUCCAACAAGAACAGAACUCUGGGUAGUCUAGGGAGGCAUGGGGACCUUCCCCAGUGCCAAAUGCUUGUAGGAGUCCUCUGGGAGUUCACUCCCCAUCUGGGUGACCCCCUGGGAGCCCACCCCAGUCUUGUUGUCUCACCUUUCCCGCUCUACCCAUAGUUGUCUACAUCUCUAUAGUUUUAGGACCCUGUGCCAUGUACUAGGGUAACAGAGAACAGCCUGGAGACCACAGUCUCAGUGAUGGCCUAUUGUGAUGGUGAAGGCCAGUUCAGACCCUGGGCCAACAGCAGUUAUUUCUCAGCAGUGCCCUGAGUGACCACCUGUGUCUACAGGCUGUAACCGCAAGAUUAAAAGCACCUGCCAUCAAGGGAUGUUGGCCAAGCCCCACCUUUUAAAACCAUUUCCAGGAAGGUAGAAGUCAGCACUCCUAACAAUCCCCCUGUGGCUCCCAUUCCCCGAGUGGCCCUUCAGAUCACUGCAGCACAGUUGCCAGAGCCCUCAGCUAGAAUCAGGGCCUGUACCCAGCCUCCCCACUCCCGUCCCCAAGACUACCCUCUGCUCGACCUACUGUGUUCGGCCUAGUGUCAUGCACCACUGUCAGCCUCAGGCAGGGAGGUCUCGGGCUGUCUACUCUAAGCCUUCAAGAACAUGGUCCACAGGGAAAGCGGUCCUGUCUCCCACCCAUGUCACCAGCAGCUCUACCAUGGGGGGAACAAGCGUGAGUGACAGACAGAUCUUGGCUCCGCCGUGGCUUUGGGUAAGGGGGAAGUGUUGAAAGUGACCAGAUCAGGGGAAUGAAUGGCCCAGGUGUGCAGUGGCCAUGUCCCCCAAGGGGCCAUGCUGUAGUUUCUGAGUCGUCUAACUCAGCAGGCCAGGAGCCAGUUCCCAGGAACCGUGCCUUCCCUUCGCCAUAUUCGUGGAACCGUGCCUGUUGCCUAGGUGCCUGUGGGCAAAUCCUGUGCUCUGUGCCAGUGUCCAUUCCAAGAAUCUGCCCUUGCUGCACAGGUAGAGGCUUCUGAGCCUCUGGGCUGAGCUGUGGAGGGUGCUGGUGUGGGAAUGGGGAUGGACUCCCCCAGUCUGAGCCACUCACUAGUAGAACUGGCCUUCAGCCUUUCGCCAUCCCUUCUGUGAUGGAGCCCCUAGAUCCUCGUGCCCUGUCCCCUUGUCCCCUCUUGUACCAUGCAGAGCACCACCAUCACCCAAGCCUUGCAGCACAGGCCCACUCCCUGCUGUUGGGAACUGGAGGCAUCUGACCUGUGCGGUCUGUACUGGAGGUCACUGAGGGCCCUGUUCAACCCCAUACCCAGGCUGUCUCUCCACAGGGAAGGUUGACAGUGCUUCACCCCAGCCCUUGCCCUCUGCAGAAAGCACUGCUGCGAGAGAUGUGCCCGUGGUUCCCACGGACUACAUGCUACAGCCAGGGACCUGAGGGCAGGGUUCACCUCACUCUCCUCCUGACCCUCUCCCCAUCUCCAUCUGACCCAGCCUCUUGACACAGAGAGCCAGCACACCCAGGAGAGACUCAUGAACCCUCCUGACCCAGUAGUAGCCUGUCACCUUCUUCUGAAGAUCCUGGGGUCACGAAGCAUCUUCUAACUGCCACCCCUUUUUCCUGGGCCUCCUGGUAAGCUCCAGGUAUCACCCUACAGCUCUGAGAAAUCCAGCCCUGAGGCUCCACCUCCAUUGUAACUGAGCUUCCGGAGGCCAGCCCCUCCCAGGCUGCUGAGCCCAUCAGGCUACAAACUAAAGAAAGAAAGCUCCAGCAUCCCAAAGAACAGGGCUAGGGGUGUAAGCAGGCUUCCCCACACCCCACCACUCAGGAGAGCCUUGUGCUCAUCUGCUUAAAGAGUGGAGCUCAGGCUCACAGACGCCACCCCAUGCCAGAUGAUGGCCAUGUCAAGGAGGGAACAGGUGGAAGAAAGCCAGAAAUAAUGGCCCCUGUCCAAAGUCCUGGGCCCUCUAGGCAGAGUGCGGUACCCUAUGACAGGCAGUUUUCUUCUCUUCCCCAGGCACAAAAGGCCACCAGCAGAAACAGUACCCUUCCCAGCAGCCCCCUGGCCCUCCCCUCCCCUCCCCUUAGCCUCCUGCACCAGCCACAGUUGCCUGCACAGCAUGGACAGCAGCCCCCAAUUCCUGGUGUUCUCCCUGACUUCUGACUUGACCCCUGUGGCUGAUGUGCACACACCCUUCAAGUCCCAGGCCAGAGGCCGGGCACCCCACGUUCCCCUUAGCAGAGCCUUCUUAGGUGCACCGGCCCCACCUCUUGACCCAUCGCUAUCACCUACCCUCAUUAACUGUAAUUUUGUAAGAAGAGUGACUUGCUGGUUAAUAAAUACCUAGUUAUUGUAAUAAUUUAUUGGCUGCCAUAAUGUAUUUAUUAGUCACCCACCAUUAAUAAAAAAGUGCCAGCUCUUUCUAGCAUGAGUGUGAUGUGUUGUGUCAGUGCCAGAUAAGCCCACAUGACAG